GUGGUUGGAUACCUAGGCAGCAGGGCAAUCGUGGUGCGUUCUAGCCGCCUAUACCCGCGCAGUACAAUUAAGUUUCUGUAAGGGGACCAAACUGGUAUAAGUGUCAAUGACCGCGCCCAGCCAAAGGCCUACCUCUUACACUUACAACACCAUGAAGUGCCUCAGCAUGCUCGCCACGGCCUUCGGCCUCUUGGCUAUGGCCUCUGCCAUGCCCGUCAUCGAGGAGCGGGACGAGGUCCAGACAGUGCACCUCAUCUUCCACGCCGGUCCGGCAGAGUACUCCCUCGCCAUUCCCGCCGACGGCAGCGUCCACAAGACCAACAGCGACCUCUCGGUCAACAUCAUUGACGCGCCCGACUACAACGCCUUCUAUCAGUGCAAGUUCGAGACGCAGAACGACGCGACCCUGGCCAGCAGCAUCUCGCCCGAGGGCGUCAACCAGAUCAUGGUCGGACCCCCCACCCCCAUCAUCAGCGUCAGCUGCCAGGGCAUGUGCGUGCCCACCUACGGCGACUGUUACCGCGACGGCCAGUGGGUCGGCCCCUGCUGCGCCGGCUACUGCGCUGCCAACAAGUGCAGGCCCUGGGUCAACCCUUGGGGGAAAAACGAGUGAGAGGUGAUGGACCAAGAGCCAAAGCUGGUUUAUUUAAUUACUCGUUCCGUCCUUCCUUCUUUUCUUCCUUCUUUUCUUCUUUCCUUCUUUCCGUUUUUCCUUCCUUCUUUCCUUUCUUCUUUUCUUCCUUCUUUUCUUCCUUCUUUUCUUCCCUCCUUUGUCCCUUUCUUUGUUUGUGGUCGCUAAUUUUGCCUCAAAUAAACAAUCGCGAGGCCCGUCCUCGUCACUUUCUGACGGCGGGUUUCGUUGAGAAAUGGAGGUGCUUGAAUGUCUCCCAAAAUAUGUUCUGCUGUUUAGGGAGAGAUACCUAGGCUGGUGAUUCUCGAUCUGGUUGCGGGAAGGUUACGGGAAAUGGGAAAUGGGAAAGGGAAAUGUAAUAUCUAGAACUUGACGCGGUGGAAUACUGUUGUUACAAGACUGCCAGACAUAUCCGAGGUUGGGAGAAUGCUAAGAUACCCAUAACCAAUACUCUAAAAAAUUGGCGACGAAAGAAUUCAGAAGCCUAACCUGGUUUAUUUGAUCCGUGUCAGAAGCUGUAGAGCUUCUGAGAGUAUUAGCCACAUAUAUGCCACAGCUAUAUAAGGCUGUUUAACGC
Molecule: messenger RNA, 1208 nt
Organism: Thermothelomyces thermophilus ATCC 42464
Lineage: Eukaryota; Fungi; Ascomycota; Sordariomycetes; Sordariales; Chaetomiaceae
Exons: 3
Coding region: 152-613 (153 amino acids)
Source: RefSeq, a predicted model, not a curated record